Molecule: messenger RNA, 561 nt
Organism: Brassica napus (rape)
Lineage: Eukaryota; Viridiplantae; Streptophyta; Magnoliopsida; Brassicales; Brassicaceae
Product: glutathione synthetase, chloroplastic-like
Exons: 2
Coding region: 16-480 (154 amino acids)
Biological process (GO): glutathione biosynthetic process
Cellular component (GO): cytosol
Molecular function (GO): ATP binding; glutathione binding; glutathione synthase activity
Source: RefSeq, a predicted model, not a curated record
UGAAGAUGGGAGCAAAUGGUCGGUGGCUGCUCUCCCCUGUCUUAUUCUUCCUCCUCCACUUUCAUUGCCACUACUACUUUGUCUUCUCCUACAUCUCUCUUUCUAAGAAGCUUCCUUAUCCAGUGCCCUUUAAAUCUGAGAAAGCCUGCACCUUUAAGGUGUCUGAGAUCACUAACGAUGGAAUCCCCGAAACCCAUCCUCGAUUUCGAAAAGUUCGACAAUGGGUUUGUUCAGAAACUCGUCUACGAUGCUCUCGUUUGGUCUUCCCUUCACGGCCUUGUCGUCGGUGACAAAACUUAUCAGAGAUCAGGAACAGUUCCAGGGGUUGGGAUGAUGCACGCCCCCAUCACAUUGCUGCCGACUCCAUUCCCUGAAAGUUACUGGAACCAAGCUUGCGAAGUUGCUCCCAUCUUCAACGAGUUGGUUGAUCGUAUCAGCUUGGAUGGCAAGUUCAUACAAGAUAGUCUCUCCAGGUUUUAGCAUUUGCAAGAUAGUCCCAGAACAGCUAUGUUUGAGAGGAAGAAGUCUCCUAAUCGACUUGUUGUCGACGAAGCCAUCAAA